Sebastes umbrosus (honeycomb rockfish) is the source of this 462-nucleotide messenger RNA. RefSeq names its product metallothionein 2 (gene mt2). The coding region runs from base 140 to 322 and encodes 60 amino acids. NCBI's taxonomy places the organism in Eukaryota, Metazoa, Chordata, Actinopteri, Perciformes, Sebastidae. The transcript is spliced from 3 exons. Gene Ontology annotation, molecular function: metal ion binding. The record is from RefSeq and is a predicted model, not a curated record.
CUGUUGUUCUCCAGCACGCUAUAAAAAGGGACCGUCCAUGCUGAGGAAUCCACAACAUCUCAUUCACCUGAGACCAGAGACAGAGACACACUGCUGCUGCUGCUUCACACAGAAGACGAGAGAAAUCUACUGAAACAUCAUGGACCCUUGCGAUUGCUCCAAGAGUGGAACCUGCAACUGCGGUGGAUCCUGCACUUGCACUAACUGCUCCUGCACCACCUGCAAGAAGAGUUGCUGCCCAUGCUGCCCAUCCGGCUGCCCUAAAUGCGCCUCUGGCUGUGUGUGCAAAGGGAAGACGUGCGACACCACCUGCUGUCAGUGAGGAGCCUGUAACAUCAGCCCUCUCCUGCUCCUUGUGAUGGAGCCUGGGUCAACUACUUUGAAUGAUUAAUUGCAGUUGCAAAUGUCUAAACUGUGUAUUUUGUACUUGUCUUCAGUGUUGAAAUAAACAUGUAUCCUUAA